UCACUUAUAUACUCCUCCAAAACUUUGAGACCGGGAGGAAAGAGUUAGCGUUUGAUCUGAGGAACCCGGCUGCUUCUCUCUCAAGCACGUCACAAAAUGGUUUCCUUCAGGUUUCACCAGUACCAAGUGGUCGGGAGAGCACUUCCAACUGAGUCCGAUGAGCAUCCAAAGAUCUACCGCAUGAAGCUUUGGGCCACUAACGAGGUCCGUUCAAAAUCAAAGUUCUGGUACUUCUUGAGGAAGCUUAAGAAGGUCAAGAAAAGCAAUGGACAAAUUCUUGCCAUCAAUGAGAUUUUUGAGAAGAAUCCUACCAAGAUCAAGAACUAUGGAAUAUGGCUGCGAUACCAGAGCAGAACUGGUUAUCACAACAUGUACAAGGAAUACAGGGACACAACUCUGAAUGGUGCUGUUGAACAGAUGUACAACGAGAUGGCAUCUCGCCACAGGGUUAGGUCACCAUGCAUCCAGAUCAUCAAGACUGCUACCAUCCCUGCAAAGCUUUGCAAGAGAGAGAGUACCAAGCAGUUCCACAAUUCCAAAAUCAAGUUCCCAUUGGUGUUCAAGAAGGUUAGACCCCCAACCAGGAAGCUCAAGACAACAUACAAGGCAUCCAGGCCCAACCUGUUUAUGUAAAUUGGUUGGUUUAAUUUGUUGGUUCUUUGAUUUGCGACCUUGUUAAGCUGAAUAGAUUGUUGAGCUAGAGUGGGUUAGAGCUAGAUCUCUUUCAUGAACCCAUUGCUUCCAGGAGCUUAGUCUGAAUUUACUGUUGUCCACCCUUUCAAGUUUUGAAGCUCAUGUGUUUUGUUAAGUUGCCUAAUUUCUUUUUGAAUUUUGUGCUCAUGGAAACUUUCUGGUGCCUUGUAUUGGCGCUGUCAAAUGCUUAUGAAAAUGUUCUUACCAGUUUUGAGGAUAA
Messenger RNA from Populus euphratica (Euphrates poplar), 913 nucleotides. RefSeq names its product 60S ribosomal protein L18a-like. Gene Ontology annotation, biological process: translation. The transcript has 4 exons. The record is from RefSeq and is a predicted model, not a curated record. The coding region runs from base 97 to 633 and encodes 178 amino acids. Gene Ontology annotation, molecular function: structural constituent of ribosome. Gene Ontology annotation, cellular component: ribosome. Lineage: Eukaryota; Viridiplantae; Streptophyta; Magnoliopsida; Malpighiales; Salicaceae.